AUGGCUUUUCAUAUUCGAGCAUUUCGAGCUUCUCUAUUUGUCUCAGCCUCUCUCUCUCUCUCUCCUUCCCCGUUGCCCGUAAUUCCAAACAGCUUCCACUAG
Colletotrichum paranaense is the source of this 102-nucleotide messenger RNA. RefSeq lists its product as uncharacterized. The record is from RefSeq and is a predicted model, not a curated record. The coding region runs from base 1 to 102 and encodes 33 amino acids. NCBI's taxonomy places the organism in Eukaryota, Fungi, Ascomycota, Sordariomycetes, Glomerellales, Glomerellaceae. The transcript is spliced from 2 exons.